GCGGGCAGAUCCACUACCUCAGCAGGAUGGAGCGUACGUCAGUGCUCGCCGCCCGACCCGACGCGUCCACACACCAGGCCAAGUAUAGUCCUGGAACGCUGGGCUCCGCGUUCACGCCCCUCUCGCGAGUGCCUCCCGCAUUCCCGCUGUUCCAGUCCCUCCCGUUCCUACCACAAGUGCCUCCUAACGGUGCCAAGCAACAGCCGCCGCCCUACGGCCUGGAAUCCCGGCUGGCGGGGCUGCUGCAGACUUAUGGUGCAGUGCCGAUAGGCCAGCUGCCGUGGGCGGCGCUGGGCGCGGGCGAGCUGGCCCUGAACCGGCUGCUGCUGACUCCCGGGGGCCGCCUCAGCAGACCCAAGAAGCGGUACAUCUGCAAGUACUGCCAGCGGGAGUUCACCAAGAGCUACAACCUGCUGAUCCACGAGCGGACCCACACGGACGAGCGGCCCUUCCCCUGCGACAUCUGCGGCAAGGCCUUCAGGAGGCAGGACCACCUCCGCGACCACAAGUACAUCCACAGCAAGGAGAAGCCCUUCAAGUGCGAGGCGUGCGGCAAGGGAUUCUGCCAGGCGCGCACCCUCGCCGUGCACAAGGCGCAGCACGCCCACGACGUUCCCCCCACGCCCGCUGCCCCACACACGCCGCCCUCCGUGCCCGCCGCCGCCGACGCCGCACGCCUGGAGGCCGACGAGGUGGUGGAUGUGCUGCACUGCGACGACGACGAGGACGACCACGUGAUGCAGACGCUGACGGAGGAGGACGAGGAGCUGCAGCCCGCGGCCCCAGCCCCCAAGAGGCUCGGCUUCUCCAUCGCCGACAUCAUGAGCAGAUAGAGGAGCGAGGGGCGCCGCGCCUGCCCCCUGAGAGGCGCGGCUUCUGUACCGUGAGGGGCGCCACACUCGCCCGUCACUCGGGCACGCCAAGCUUUAAUUACUUGUAUAAUUUGCUGCAUAUUGCGGCCACUUGUUAUGUACUAUUUUAUACUCUAUGUUAAUGAAUAUGUCUAAAGCA
This is a messenger RNA of Portunus trituberculatus (swimming crab), 1011 nucleotides long. Its product is annotated as protein odd-skipped-like. Gene Ontology annotation, cellular component: nucleus. NCBI's taxonomy places the organism in Eukaryota, Metazoa, Arthropoda, Malacostraca, Decapoda, Portunidae. Gene Ontology annotation, biological process: regulation of transcription by RNA polymerase II; embryo development. The record is from RefSeq and is a predicted model, not a curated record. Gene Ontology annotation, molecular function: DNA-binding transcription factor activity, RNA polymerase II-specific; RNA polymerase II transcription regulatory region sequence-specific DNA binding.